Messenger RNA from Misgurnus anguillicaudatus (oriental weatherfish), 771 nucleotides. RefSeq names its product Ras association domain family member 2a (gene rassf2a). Gene Ontology annotation, cellular component: nucleus; cytoplasm. Lineage: Eukaryota; Metazoa; Chordata; Actinopteri; Cypriniformes; Cobitidae. Gene Ontology annotation, biological process: signal transduction; regulation of non-canonical NF-kappaB signal transduction; positive regulation of JNK cascade. The record is from RefSeq and is a predicted model, not a curated record.
AUGCAGGACGACCACGAGCGAAUCCGACCACCUCCCUCCUCGACCUCCUGGCACUCAGGCUGCAACCUCGACAACCAGAGCCAGGAGGGUCAGAAACAGACUCCGCCUCAGGUGGAGGUCACACCCCCAGAGGACCAAUCAAGCAACGGCACAACACAACAUCACGCAGAGGAAAACGAAGAUGAAGAGUGUGACAUCUCCUCUCAGCUUCUCCGAACCAAAAGUGAUGCUGGUGUGCUAAGGCGGGGCAGGAGACGGUCUCCUAGCGACCAGCGGCGAAUCAGAAGGCACAGAUUUUCCAUCAAUGGUCACUUUUAUAACCACAAGACGUCAGUUUUCACGCCUGCAUACGGUUCUGUAACUAACGUACGGAUAAACAGCUGUAUGACCACACCACAGGUCCUGCGAGUUUUAUUGAACAAGUUUAAGAUUGAAAACAGCCCAGAUGACUUCGCCCUUUAUCUCGUUCACACCAGUGGGGAGCGUGUGAAGUUGAAGCGUACAGACUACCCAUUAGUAGUAAGAAUACUUCAGGGACCGUGCGAGCAGGUCUGCAGGAUAUUUCUAAUGGAGCCGGACCUGGGAGAAGAGAUCCCUUAUGAAGUGGCACAAUACAUCAAAUUUGAGAUGCCUGUUCUGCAGAGCUUUAUCACCAAACUGAAGGAAGAGGAGGACAGGGAGGUGCAGAAACUGAGAAGCAGAUACAAGUCCCUGCGAUAUAUCAUUGAGAAACAGCUGCAGUGUUUACCUGAAGGUUCCACCUGUAUAUGA